AUAAGAACAGAAAAGUCCGUCCUUAUUAAUCUGUAACCUUCUCCAGUCGUAGAGAACCACGAUUCAUCUUAGGGUUCUUUACUUCCUUUUCUACACCAUCUCUCUUCUUCUCCACAAAAAAGAGAAAAUUUGUUCAGAUAAAUCAAAAUAAAAAGGCUAGGGUUUUCGUGGGCUAAUAUCUAAAUGGGUAGAUGUAGAAGGAGCAGCGACGGAAGGAUUAGUGGAGUUAGACCGUACGUACGGUCUCCAGUACCCCGCCUGAGAUGGACUCCGGAGCUUCACCAGAACUUCGUUCACUCCGUUAAUAUGCUCGGUGGUCAAUACAAAGCAACUCCAAAACUUGUUCUUAAGAUAAUGGAUGUAAAGGGACUAACCAUAUCACACGUCAAGAGCCAUCUCCAGAUGUAUAGAGGAUACAAACCGGCCACUCUUCUUGGGCGACCAGAGAGUUCAUCAUCUUCAAGAAGAAGAAGACAAGACAAUGAAGAUCAUUUUUAUGACAACUUGUCUGAACACGCAAGGAAUGAUUGUCUUUUGGGUUUUCACCCUUUCAACAUUAGAGGGCAGACUUCAGCUGAUGACGAUGACUUUCUUAGCAUCGUGAGCAUGGAGAGAACGAAGACAUUUGCAGGCAUUGGCGAAUCCAUCAAAUUUCAGUCUAAUCACUUUCUCGAGGUAUCAGGAACUAAGAAGUUAUGUCUUUGGGCUUAUUUAGGCACAGAGGACGAAGACAUUAGGGUAAACGAAGAAGAAGAAGAAUUAACACUGUCUCUGUCGUUUGAAUCAUCCUCACAAUUCUCAGAACGUUGGAGAAGCAAUACGUCGUCACUUAGUGAAACCAGCGAAGCAAUCUCGUCUCCUUUCAUUUUCAGGGAUUGUUUUGCUUCUUCGAAGAUUGAUCUUAAUCUUAAUCUCUAUUUUUCCUCCUCUUCUUCGUAGCUGAAUCUUUGUUCAUUUGUUUUCAAUAUUAGUGUAGUGAACAUUCAGAUUCCUUUUAACGGUGUUUUAGCUAGGCUUCUAGAUUGUUCUCGUUCGUGAUGUUUUUUUUGGGCCUACGUACAUUGCACAGUCUAUUUCGAUCAAUAUGACAUGUUUUACCGACUGAGACAAAGCAAUAUGAGUGGUUAUAAACUUAGAUUAGACUUGGUUUUUCACAUGAAGCACUAGGUUUGCACGAUAUGUCAAAGAGGAAGAUUGGAUUACAGUUGUUCUUGUUUAAAUGAAAAUUAAUGGCU
Messenger RNA from Raphanus sativus (radish), 1235 nucleotides. RefSeq names its product putative Myb family transcription factor At1g14600. Gene Ontology annotation, molecular function: DNA binding; DNA-binding transcription factor activity. The transcript has 6 exons. Lineage: Eukaryota; Viridiplantae; Streptophyta; Magnoliopsida; Brassicales; Brassicaceae. The coding region runs from base 184 to 939 and encodes 251 amino acids. The record is from RefSeq and is a predicted model, not a curated record.